This is a messenger RNA of Trematosphaeria pertusa, 558 nucleotides long. RefSeq lists its product as uncharacterized. Bases 1 to 558 code for a protein of 185 amino acids. The transcript has a single exon. Lineage: Eukaryota; Fungi; Ascomycota; Dothideomycetes; Pleosporales; Trematosphaeriaceae. The record is from RefSeq and is a predicted model, not a curated record.
AUGAUUGUAUACAGCUUGAUAUGUGGCUUGGAAUGGAGUCGUACUCUUCAUCUAAAUGGCUCCGCACAUCGCCCCUCGGCCAAACACUGCAAUCGAAAAGGAACCCCCGGUGCAACAUGGAGUCGAGCUGCAAUGGAGAUAGAAAUCGGAGUACAAGACUUUGAUGGAUGUAGCUACAGUGUGGCUAAGGACCGGGCCAGGGCCAACCUGGACUACAAGAAAGCCGACCUCCAUUGGCCUCAUCAAAUGAACGGGCUCUUCCAUCGGGCCAUACUGGACGAGGGGCAAGAGAUCCGACACAUGUCGAAAGAGAUCGGCACAAGCAUCAUCUGGAUCGCAAGCACGCUGCCUAAAGCUCCAGGCUUAGGACCGGGUCGCAAACGCAAACCUUGGAACUCAUUGCGCUCCUCGCGCGCGACACCACAGGCUCUAGCACGACCAAACCUGCCGUGCGCGGCAAAAAUGUGCGGUUUUCCCUAUCCCCACAGACUAGUUACCUCGUCAUCAGGGUAUACUCUCCCGCCGCUACGAGCCUGGCAGUUACCGGCGUGCCCCUAG